Messenger RNA from Camellia sinensis, 1068 nucleotides. RefSeq names its product F-box/kelch-repeat protein At1g80440. Gene Ontology annotation, biological process: regulation of phenylpropanoid metabolic process; negative regulation of cytokinin-activated signaling pathway. The record is from RefSeq and is a predicted model, not a curated record. Lineage: Eukaryota; Viridiplantae; Streptophyta; Magnoliopsida; Ericales; Theaceae. Gene Ontology annotation, molecular function: protein binding.
AUGGAACUCCUUCCGGGUCUUCCCAACCACGUCGCUCUUGAAUGUCUUAUUCGCAUACCUUUCGACCAAUUCCCUGCUGCUGCCUCCGUCUGCAGAGGCUGGAAAGCCAAGAUUGAACUGCCAGAAUUUCGACACCAUCGGAAGACGGCUGGCUUGGCUCAAUCACUCAUCGUCUUGUCACAAGUCCGGGUAAACCCGACCCAAAACCAACGUGCUGUGAAGCUUUUGGCUCCGCUCUCUUAUCAGCUCGUGCUUUGUGAGCCGGAAACUGGGCAUUGGUCAGAGCCGCCACCUGUGCCAGGAUUUCCCGAUGGGCUGCCGAUGUUUUGCCACCUUGUGGGAGUUGGAUCGGAGCUGGUAUUGAUAGGCGGGUGCGACCCGCUGACUUGGCAGGUAUCCGAUUCUGUGUUUAUUUACAACUUUGUCUGCGGCAUGUGGCGGUGUGGGGCAGAUAUGCCAGGUGGCGGAAGAUUAUUCUUUGGAUCUGCAUCGGAUUCUGAUCGGAUGGUGUACGUUGCUGGCGGUCAUGAUAAAGAGAAGAAUGCGUUGAAAUCUGCCAUGGCAUAUGACGUGGCAAAAGAUGAGUGGAUCAAGCUUCCUGAUAUGAAAAAAGAGAGAGACGAGUGCAAGGGUGUAUUCUUUGAUGGCAAGUUCAACGUCAUAGGUGGAUACUCUACAGAAAUGCAAGGUCAUUUUGAAAGGGAUGUCGAAGCAUUUGAUAUUAUCACUCAGCAAUGGGACAUGAUACAAAAUGACUUUUUAGAAGAUGCCAUAUGUCCAAGGACUUGUGUGGAUGGUGGUGAUUCGCGAUUGUACAUGUGUCGUCAAGGUAAAGUGAUAGCUCGUGUGGGUAUCAAAUGGCAAGUCCUAGCUAAACUACCAGCUGAGGUGUCCAAUGUGGCUUACAUGACAACAUGGCAAACCAAGUUGUUAGUGUUUGGUUCUUCUAAAUUUGGUGAGCCUCACAAAGCUUAUACGAUGGAUUUAAAAAAUUACACAUGGACAAAAGUUGAGGCACCAGAAGAAUAUUUAGGCCAUGUCCAAUUAAGUUGUUGUUUGGAGAUUUAA